AGAGGAAGUGGAGCGUGCGCGCGCGUGUCUGACUUGACAGAGGAAACGAAAAGCAAAGAAAAAGUGGUAAAUGCGGAAGUUUGCGACAAGUUUGUUCAACGGCGAAAAACAGAGCGACGAGUGAGUGAAGCGGAGAAGAAAGAGGUGAAGAAAGACCAUCAUGGCGUCUGAAGUUUACUCCCCCACGACGGCUCCCAACCCCACAACUUCCUGGUGUUUGAUUCCGUCAGAACAUCUGGAUCAAGCACGCUUCGUGGUCAAGCUAACACAAGUGCUCUUCUCCUCCGUGGCCUUCCUCCUGGAGGAGGUGGUCAGCAGCUGCUCCAGCUGCUUCGCCCUGUAUUUCUUUGAGUUUGUCACGUGCACAGCCUUCCUCUUCACGCUGCUGCUCCUCAUCCUCCUCUCCACCUCGCUGCACGCCACCUUCGGCAUCACCUGUUGGCCAAGUCUGGAUUUCUGUUACACCGCUGCUGUGGCCGUUCUCUUCUUCGUUUCAUCCAUCAUUUUCGCUUCAGACAACAACGGAUCAACUCUGGAGAAAAGUGCUGUGGCGUUUGGUUUCCUGGCGACGUUGGCGUUCGUCGUGGAUGUCGUCAUCUUCUAUAAGAGGCGUGGUUUCCCUUUCCUGAGUGGCGGGAAGGCGGAGUCGAGUAACGGCGGCCCCGUGACGGCGGAGGCUCCGGCGGAGAAGGAGAGACUCAACGCUGACGGCGAGUAAAGUUGCUCUUGUGUUUGUGCCGCGUUCAAAGGUCAGAGGUCAUUUUACACACUAUUCUUGACGUGACGACAGGAGGCGGAGCUUCGGCAGCAGGUGUUUUUUUUUUUGAUCGAUGACCUCGUGAUUCAGAUUUGACUUAAUCAUUAAACCACUGAAUGGACAGAUUAUUCCUUUAUUAUUGGAUCAAUAACCAAGAUUUAAAAAAAAAAAAAAAAGCUCCUCCCUCUCACACCACUGAAAAAAGAAACAUUCAUUUUGUGUCUCUGAAUGCCAGGAUCCACAUUUACACCCAGAUAAUCCAGAUUAUUCACGUUGUCCAGACUAUCCAGAUUAUCUAGAUCAUCCAGAUUAUUCAAAUCAUCCAGACUAUUCAGAUUAUAUAGAUAAUCCAGAUUAUUCAGGUCAUCCAGAUUACUCAGGUUGUCCAGACUAUCCAGAUUAUCUAGAUCAUCCAGAUCAUUCUUAUUAGUUUAAAGUGUGUUACUACUGUGGAUGAGCGGUUACUGCGAGCGUCACACAGUGGUGAGGGAUUAAGAGCGACUAAAGUGGACUAAAGAUCUUAUCGCGUUAAUCCCUUGUGAUAUUUGAAGAACAGUAUUUGUGAGGCUAUUUCACAGAGUUUUGAACCAUGAAGGUGUGAUGACUCAGUGUGUCCAGCAGAGGGAGCUGAAAAACACUCGGCAGCGACGUUGAUCUCAGGAGGUUUAAUGAUAGAAAUGAAUGACUUUUAAAGGGACAGUUCACCACCUUACAGAGACCACUGUGCUGUGAGUGGCGCCCCCUGCUGCUGCAGUAUCUACAUUACAUGAUCACGUCUUUAUCGUGUGUGUGUGUGUGUGUGUGUGGGAGAGUGAGCGGUUUACAAACUUGAGUUUCCUGUUUGAGAUCAAUCUGUGAUCAUGUGACGUAGAUAUUCUCCUUGAGUCUCUGCUGGCAGCCAUGUUUCCACUGAGUGUGAGCCUAGUUCUCAGCAGCAGGGGGCGCUCACAGCUCAGAUUGUGUCAGUUCCUCAUAUCAGAAUUUUGAUUUUUAAAAAACCUGUUGAUCAGUGUCAACUCUAACGUAACUUUGUUUCGUAUUUGUUUCUAACUUUAAGUUUUUAUUGUUGUUUUUUCCGGUCCUCUUUUGUUCAAACUCUACUUCCUGUUUGUAACAAACGUCGUUUAUGAAGGAAAUGAAUGAGUGAAUGUUGUGUUUUUAUUGACUGUCGUUGAUUUAAAUGAAGAAAUGAAUGUAAAAGAUUAAAAUAAUCCAGAUGAUUUUAACAAAUGUUUCAAAAUGAAAAGUAAAUUCUUUUUUUUAACCCCAAAUCAAGUCGCACUCGCAGCUGUAGAGGGCGCUCCAGAGUCACCAACACAACUUCCUGUCACUUUGGCCUUCAAAAUAAAAGCUGCUGACUUCCAACCUUUUUUUACUACUUCUUCCCAUUCAAACCUUUUCAUUAUUAUUUUUUGAUAAACUUUAUUGACAAUUCAAUGGUAACGUUUAGUGUUUGUGUCGACGUUCUCCACGCUCAAUGUUUUUGAGCAAUUAGUUUUUUUUUCUUUUCUUUGUUUUUCAUUUUUUUAAAUUCGAAACAAAAGUGGACUGCAAUUUAACAACAAACACAAAUGUUUUAAGUGACUUUUUUCUUUCUGUGUUUCUUAUGUAUCCGUGUUUUAUUUGCGUUAAAAUCCUGUCGUAAACCAAGGAACCCAUGAGAUUAAGCAGUCAAUGAUGUCACCACUGAACCACAGCUCUAUAAUUUCAUGUCAUGCAGGGGUCAAAGGUCACACAUGUAACAGUCUUUUGAUUCUGUAAAGUUAUUUUAAAUUUUAUAUUGAAAAAAAACAUGUUUAUUAAUCAGUGUGUCAGACAAUCUAACAUAAAAUCAGAGUUUAUAUAAACGUGAUGCAUGUUCAGGACCAAGUACACACACACAUUUAAUAUGAAUGUGUUUGUCUUUAAAGCUGCUGCAGUUUCAUUUCUAGCAUCACUUUAUAUUCUGUCAUGUCAUGAAUAAAGAUUUUCAAGGACAAAA
Molecule: messenger RNA, 2738 nt
Organism: Solea solea (common sole)
Lineage: Eukaryota; Metazoa; Chordata; Actinopteri; Pleuronectiformes; Soleidae
Gene: cmtm6
Product: CKLF-like MARVEL transmembrane domain containing 6
Exons: 5
Coding region: 161-718 (185 amino acids)
Cellular component (GO): membrane
Source: RefSeq, a predicted model, not a curated record